Molecule: messenger RNA, 3894 nt
Organism: Paramecium tetraurelia
Lineage: Eukaryota; Ciliophora; Oligohymenophorea; Peniculida; Parameciidae
Exons: 5
Source: RefSeq, a predicted model, not a curated record
AUGGAAAUAGCAUUGCCUUUAUAAUUAUUCAUUAUUUCAUCCUCCUUAUCAACCAUUAUCAUAAGUAAGUAAAGAAAAGAAUUUUAAUUAAUUAGUUAUAUGAUUAUAGCUUAGACAAGAGAUUCGAGCAAUUCAAAUUUGUCGUCGUUAAUCAAUUAACUAGACGUCAGCAAUAUUAUAUAUUCUCACCAAGAUGUUACAUUUAUCAUAUCAAUUAUCCAAUUUGCCUUAUCAUUAUUUGUCACAAUGAUUGUAAUUAUAUUACUUUACAAAAGAAAUCAUAAUAAGGCUGAGCAAAUAUAGUUCAGCACCCUUGGAAAUGUAAUCAUCUCGUUUAUAUAGAUUUUUAUAAGAUCCAUUAGAAUAAUAUACUGGAUUCUGUGUUAUCUGCUAUUAUUGGUAUCUACUUAUAAUGUCAUGAUAGCCUAUGACUUAACUUAAUUUCUAUCGAUGUUCGUUAUAAUAUUUGUAAUUUUCUUUACUUUUUUUCAUGACUUUGUAUUGCUGAAUGACAAUUUUAAUAAGUAAGACUUUUUGAAUAUUGCCCAACCUAAACCCUAUAUUUUUACCACUUGGAUUAAAUUGGUUUAAUGUGGAUUUUCGAGUUACUUUUAUAAAAACCAAACUUCUCAUAUGAUUUAUUUGCUUAUUAGUUUUGCAUUAUCUUUUCUCAAUUACAUUUAAUUGUAGUAUUUUAUGGUAAUUUUUGGAAAUUAAUCUAGUUUAUUUUGGAUAAAGCUUAGGAUUGUGUUGAUCCAAUACCUCAUUAAUAUAGAUGAUCCUUAUACCUUAACAACAAUUUUGAUCAUAAUUAAUCUUGUUGUCGUGCACAAUAGUUUCAGAAAGUGGUACUUAGAACAUCAGUUCACCAGUUGCAAAGACGUAUCGAAUCGAGUUUUGCUUUUACAUUGGUUCAGAGAAUUAUAAAGUUCAAAUGUAUAUUAUAUGGGAAUUAUAAUUAAACAUUAUAAUCACCCGAAUAAUAAGAAAUGCUUUUUAAGACAAAAGGCCAUUUUCUACAGCGGUAAGAAAUUCGCCAAGUACACUAACAUAACUACCAAGAAGCAUAACAUCUAAAAACACAAGGGCUUAUUCGUGAAAUUCUAUAUCAAAUGCUUGCUUGAAACUUAACUGAAACAAUAACCUAACUCAUCUGAAUUAAGAUUAUUAUAUGCAGAAAUCUUAUUCUAUAAAUUUAGUUUAAUCAAUGAAUCAUUCAGAUAAAUAUAGAAGAUCAAAUCGAAUUUCAAUUUUAACUAAUAACUGAGAAUCAUAUAGUUAAAAUUAUCUAUUCAUAAAAAAUUAAAGGAAAACAGUUCAUUAAGUUAUCGAUCCAAACUGCCUUUUGAAAAUAUGUUGAAAUGCGAAGAAUAAAUGAAGGAUUUUGUUAAAGCUUUUCUUAAAAUAACUGAGUUAUAGAUCAUUUUUUGGAAAGGCUAACUUGGGUAAUUUAUCUCCAUUUAAAAUUAAAUUAAUAUAAGUUAAGAAAUUUUAAAUGAAAUUUAAAUUUGUCAAGCUAAUUGGAAGAGCAUUCAUUUUAUUAAUCCAAUUGAUGAAUAGAAUAUGUUUAUAAAAUUUAGAUGGAGAUUCUUCUACCUGUUUUUUAAACUCUAUAUCCUCCAUAAAAAAUUAAAAGUACAAGAAUUAAAAGAACUGCCUGAUCAAAUUCUUAAGUCAUAAUAAAUAUUUUAAGAUGAGAAAAUAGAUGAAAGAUCUUCAAGUGAAGAUGAAACUUAAGGGAAAGUCUAUUAUUAAACUAAUUCUAUAAUUUCUUCUAAUAACUUAUUUUUUCGUGUUGAUAAAUUUGGAGAAAUCAUUACCGUUAGUUAAUCAUCACUAUAAAUGCUCGGGAGACACUAAAAUGAAUACAGAGGUGCUAGGGUUGAAAUCUUAAUGCCAGACAUAAUCAAAGAGAAUCAUAAUUACUUCUUAAAAUUAUUCUAUAAAACUGGGCAAUCUGAAAAUUUAUAUAAAAGAAGAUCUAUUUUAGUUAAACACAGCAAAGGACAUUGUUUUAAAGCCCAAAAAUAUUUAAAAUAUCUAUUUAAUUUAGAAUAAAACAGAUUUGAGUAUUUUAGUAUGUUGAGAAAAGUCUCAAGUCGAUCUUAAUACAUUAUCUUGAAUUCAAAAUGGGAGAUUGAUUCAUCUAGUGAAUUUAUUUAUUAAAUUUUCGGCGAGUUUAAACUCCCUUUUCUAUCUUUGUGUCCAAAAGCCAUUUCCUAUACUGAAUUUGCUUAAUACCUUACUACAUACGACAUGAAAAUUUUAAGUUUGAAAUUAUGUUCUUUUGGUAGUAGGGAGAGAAUUCAAGAUAGGAAAUUUACCUUUAGAAGAUAAAACGAUUAAACAUUUAGUAACAAAUCAAUACAUGAAUUUACAAGCUUAGUUUUUAAAAGAGAAUUGGAAGAAAAGUAAAAAUAGAAUGUAGUUAAAGUCUUUUAAUAAGUUCUUGAAGAAGACAAUGAAAUUGAUGGGGCUGCAAAAUUGAAUAAAUUAAGCCAUAUUAAAUUAAACAUUAGAGUUCCCGUAUACAAAGCUGAAUUUCAAGAAGAUUAUAAUAAAUAUGAUACUUAAAUGAAUAAUAUAUUUUAUAGCGCGGAAAGUUUGAAAAGGCUAAUUUUCAGAAAUGGCAAUGGAAAAAUAAGAGUUGAUAAAUUUGAAUUUCUUUAACGGUAUAGAUGGGUUAAAGAUUAAAGAAUGAAGUUUAUAUAUUCUAAAAUCAAAUAUUUAUUUGAACAUUAUUGCUAGGAGUAAGUUCUUGAGAAAGUGUUAAAAGUGGAUGCUAAUUUGAAGUUCUAUAAAACUCUGAACAACACCUCAUUCUACAUAGUAAAGAUUAAUCGUUUAGAAGUCUAUGAUGAAACCACAAAUAACAAUGACAAAUAGGACAUGUAAUUCUUUAAUUCAAAUUCCUUCAAACCCUAUACUUCAGCCCUUGUUCAAGAAGUUGCUUUAAUUACUUAAUCAGAAGCAUAUACCUUGAAAAACCAAAGUGGCUAUUAAUAUUCUGAUAUGGAAUUUGUAACCAAUAGAGACAAUAAUUUUAAGCCUUUAUUGAUUGGUCAUGCAUUGAGAGAGGACUUUCUAGAACAAGGUUCGAACACUAUAUAUAGUUUAAAUGAAUAAAAUAAUCCUUUUAUAAAAGAAGAAAUUAAUAAAAUAUCGAAGAGGAAUCACAAGUUAAGUUUGCUAGUCUUCUUAAAUAGAUGUUUAUUUUUUAUAGAAAUACUGCUUAUUUGUUUCACUUACUUUUUUUGCUCAUUUUAUUACAAUCCUUUAACAUUACAUAAUUCUGUUAUUCUAUUGGGUCACGUAUAUCAAAUUUCACUAAUAACUGUUUAGUCAUAUAAUUACAUCAUUGAUGUAGGUUUAAUGAAUGAAAAUAAAUUGACUAGUUUAUUGAUUGUCAACCCAACAACUAAAUUCAAUACAACAGGGUAAUUUUUAUAAUUUGUUCAAACAGAAAUCGAAGAAGAAUACACAUUCAUCUAUAACAUUUACACAGAUUACGAUUUUGUAUCUAUGGUUUAUUCUGGGUUUUAUAUUAACAACUCGGAUGUUAGUGGUUUGGAUAUCUUCGAUUAGUAUUAGCUUAAUUUACUGUAAUUCAACUUUUCAGAAAAGGGAUCAAUCAAUUUAAAUGAUACUAUUAUAUUACAUUUUAGAGACUAUAUGGUUCCUUAUGGAUAACAAUUGAUGUAGGAUUCAAUUGUUUCAAGGAUUAAUGAAGCUAUACUCUAUUAAACCCAGUCCAUUGAUAAUCUCAUACUGUUCAUGAUCUUCUUAUUUUCAGUUUUGAUGAUUAAUUCAGUCUUUUCAUUGGUAAUUAAAUAUUAGUUUCGAAAACGAUGUUAAUACUAUUUACAAUAUUGUUGCCAAUAUACCAAAGGAUGA